GAGUCGAAUCGUAGUAUGUGUUUAAUCUCGUUCGUUCAGCUCGUUUCGUUCAAAUGUUCGCAUUGUGGCAUUAGUCUUUGACGAAAGCGGAUGCGGAUACGUUCAGACGCGGUUUUCAAAACGGUUAAAAUUAAAAGCGUUUAACAAAGUUCUACUUGAUACAAAGUUUUUCACACACACUCAAGCACGCACAAUUUUCAUUCAUUGUUUCUGCGAUCACUGCUUUUAAUUUGAAUUGUUUUGUAGUGUAAUCAAUCGAUUGUAUGAAACUAUUUUGUUGCGGCUCAAUUGUGUUUAAUUCAAAAAUUCUUAAAGAAUUUUCAUUAAUAUCGUGUUUUUUUAAAAAGAAAUAUCGUUUUGUUUUGUUUCAUAGUUUUGUUAAUUCAUUUGUUUAACAAAUAAAAGUUUUAUUAAUUUUCAAAAAAGUAACAGUGCCAUAUAUGUAUGUGAUUUUUUGCCAAUUCCUGUAAGGAAUUUCAAAAUAAUAAAAAGUUAUAUUAUAAAAUUUAUUAAAGAUAACUUAAUAGCAAUUUAACCAAUGCUAUUUUGCAGAUUAAAUAUUAAAACAUAUCCAGCGGAGUUAUAAAUAAAAAGAUUUUCUAUGGUUAUGGCUAUAGCGUUACUAGUGGCAAUUGCCAUUCUACUGGUCUUCUAUUGUAAUUUCGAUUUGCGUAAAUUUUCGGAAAGUUACAUUAAACCGCUGCUAAUUAAACCCGAUCAGCUGAGUAAGUUUGCCAACGAUUCAGAGGCUUCGAUAAUAACGGACAGUGAUUACUAUCAUGCUCAAGAGAUACGGCCCAAACGGGUGUGGGAUAUACCGGGACCCAGGUCGUUGCCUUUGUUAGGAACAAAAUGGAUUUUUAUGGUGUUUUUUCGUAAAUACAAAAUGUCUACUUUGCACGAAGUGUAUGCGGAUCUUAAUCGCAAAUAUGGCGAUAUAGUUUUAGAAGUAAUGCCUUCUGGCAUACCUAUAGUGCAUUUAUUCAACAGAUCCGAUUUGGAAAAAGUGCUGAAGUAUCCCAGCAAGUAUCCCUUUAGACCACCCACGGAAAUUGUGGUCACCUAUAGACGUUCGAAACCCGAUCGUUAUGCCAGUGUGGGCAUAGUAAAUGAACAGGGUCCUACAUGGCAGAAAUUACGUUCAUCGCUUACCUCCUACAUAACAUCGCCCAGAAUUUUGCAAAACUUUUUGCCAGCCUUAAAUUUGGUGUGUGAUGAUUUCAUAGAUGUCUUGAAGGCACACCGAGAUCCCAACACCUUUGAGGUGCGCAACUUUGAGGAUAUAGCCAAUUUAAUGGGCCUAGAGGCUGUCUGCACUCUUAUGCUGGGCAGACGUAUGGGCUUCCUUACCGCCAAUGCUGAGCAACCGGAAAAAAUCAAACAACUGGCGGGUGCCGUUAAGCAAUUGUUCAUAUCGCAGCGUGACUCCUAUUAUGGUUUGGGUCUGUGGAAGUAUUUUCCCACCAAAACCUAUCGCGAGUUUGCCAAAGCCGAGGACACUAUUUACGAUGUGAUUUCGGAAAUGGUGGAUAAAGCGUUGGAAGAGAAUAAUGCCAAUUUCAUGCAUCACGACGAUGAGUUACGCAGUGUCUUCCUGAAUAUACUGGAGAUUAAAGAUCUGGAUAUAAGAGAUAAGAAAUCGGCGAUUAUAGAUUUUAUAGCAGCCGGCAUCGAAACGCUGGCCAAUACUUUACUAUUUGUUUUAAGUUCUGUUACUAGUAAUCCAGCGGUAAUUAGCCGAAUUCUAGAGGAGUUCCGAGAAUAUCGCAGUACUUUAAUUUUACAAGACGCUUUUACAAAUGCCACAUACACAAAAGCCUGUAUACAGGAGUCGUAUCGCAUCAGGCCAACGGCGUUUUGUUUGGCGAGAAUAUUAGAAGAGGAUAUGCAACUAUCCGGUUAUAAUUUAAAGGCAGGGACAGUAGUCCUGUGUCAGAAUAUGAUUGCUUGUCAUAAGGACAACAAUUUUAAAGAGGCCAAAACAUUCCGUCCCGAAAGAUGGAUUGAUAAGGAUGGAAAUUUUAGUGUAAAUAUUCAAAGUUCGACCAUAGUGGUGCCUUUUGGCAUUGGUAAGAGAACGUGUCCGGGUAAACGAUUUGUCGAAAUGGAAACUGUUUUACUGCUAGCAAAGAUUUUACUUGCCUUCGAUGUAAGCUUCACAAAACCAUUGGAAACGGAAUUUGAAUUUCUAUUAGCGCCUAAAACUCCCCUAAGUUUAGUGUUGCGUGAUCGUGUGUUUUGAAAAUUAAAAUGUGUACAUACAACAACAACAAAUACAAACCAACCAACCAACUAACAGCAAUAAAAUAGAAACAUUAACAGCAGAAUGAGAAUGAUUAACAGAGAAACAUUUAACAUUUAACAAAGUAUUCAUUUAGUUUAUAAGAAUUGCCAGAUUAAAAUCAAAUAACACAAGAAAUCUUUAAAGAAAAAUCAACUAAACUACUACUAAACCUCCUCCUGUUUUAACGUGUCUUAUAAAAUUUAAGCUUAGCAUAAAUUUUAUUUAAAAAAAAUCAAAUUUUUGUUCUUGUAAUUAUUAAAAAUAUUUAAUUUCUUUAUGAAAAUUAUUAUUUUUUUUUUGUUAGUUUUUAAGUAGCUGCAUUUUUUGAGUGUGUGUGAGAGUAACGAAAGACUGUAAACGAUUUGCAAUUUAAUGUUAUUUAUUAUAGAAACAAAGAAAAAAAAAUUAAUUAAUAAAAAAACAGAAACAAUAUACAAAAAAAAAAUUAAAUAAAUAAAUAAACAUGUAAAUAAAUUGAAAAAUAUACCUAUAAA
Molecule: messenger RNA, 2778 nt
Organism: Calliphora vicina (urban bluebottle blowfly)
Lineage: Eukaryota; Metazoa; Arthropoda; Insecta; Diptera; Calliphoridae
Gene: shd
Product: shade
Exons: 8
Coding region: 602-2242 (546 amino acids)
Molecular function (GO): heme binding; iron ion binding; oxidoreductase activity, acting on paired donors, with incorporation or reduction of molecular oxygen
Source: RefSeq, a predicted model, not a curated record